This is a messenger RNA of Xenopus laevis (African clawed frog), 6702 nucleotides long. RefSeq names its product speckle type POZ protein like L homeolog (gene spopl.L). The transcript has 12 exons. The record is from RefSeq and is a predicted model, not a curated record. NCBI's taxonomy places the organism in Eukaryota, Metazoa, Chordata, Amphibia, Anura, Pipidae. Gene Ontology annotation, cellular component: nucleus. Gene Ontology annotation, biological process: protein ubiquitination; proteasome-mediated ubiquitin-dependent protein catabolic process. The coding region runs from base 382 to 1743 and encodes 453 amino acids.
CCCGGAAGUGGGGCAUCCGAGAGUCGCAUCCGAUUUCCGGCAAUAUGGCGGCGGCCUGAGAAAUGGUCCCGAUUAAUUCCGACUGAUCGUAGGGAUGACUGGUUGACGGCUGCCGGCCCCGAGUCGAUUGGAGUCGGAGCGUGUGUUUGGGGUUCGGCAGUCCAUCUGUUGGGUUCCCCCAUCCCGGCAGCUAUCUCUCGCCCCGGAGUGUGGGGAGCCCACUCUCACAGUUACCAAAUGGGGAGGUGGGAUAUGAGCAGCCAGUGGGAAGAGCGGGCUGGAGACCUUAUCUGGAACUAAGGAACCCCUCCCUUGGGCAGCUUUAAUUCAGUGUAUACUCUGCUGCUGUAUGCUGUACUUCUACAUUUGUAUGGAGAGCACAUGAAUACUAAGCAUGUCCCUACAGUUUGGUGUGGAGAUGAUGAGCAGGUUUACCUGCAUGUCACACGUCAGCCCAGAGAAGCUCUGUUUGCACCCGUUUUUGUGCAGGUUGAUGCGUGUCCCAUUGUGUACAGCCAAAAGGUUUUUUUUUUUUAUGUCGAAAAUACUUGUGUUGCCGUCAAAAUGCAUGAAGUGGCCACAACAGUUUCCUCUGCAGAAAUGUCAAGUCCACCUGUGGCUGAAAGUUGGUGUUAUACCCAGGUCAAAGUGGUCAAAUUCUCCUACAUGUGGACCAUAAAUAACUUUAGUUUUUGCCGAGAAGAAACUGGUGAAGUUUUAAAAAGUUCCUCAUUUUCAUCAGGACCUAAUGAUAAACUGAAAUGGUGUUUAAGAGUGAAUCCAAAAGGUUUAGAUGACGAGAGCAAAGAUUACUUGUCCUUGUAUUUACUUCUUGUCAGUUGCCCAAAAAAUGAAGUGCGGGCGAAAUUCAAGUUUUCUUUACUUAACUCCAAGAAUGAAGAGACAAAAGCCAUGGAAAGCCAGAGAGCCUAUCGCUUCGUUCAGGGAAAAGACUGGGGUUUUAAGAAAUACAUUAGACGAGAUUUUUUACUUGACGAAGCUAAUGGCCUGUUACCAGAUGAUAAGCUUACACUGUACUGUGAGGUGAGUGUGGUCCAAGACUCCAUAAACAUAUCGGGCCAGUCCAGCUCGAACAAUCUAAAAGUACCGGAGUGCCGACUAGCAGAAGAUAUGGGAUAUCUAUGGGAAAACCGAAGAUUCACAGACUGCAGCCUCUUUGUAGAAGGGAAGGAAUUUAAGGCCCAUAAAUCUAUUCUUGCAGCUCGCUCUCCUGUAUUUAGUGCAAUGUUUGAGCAUCCCAUGCAAGAAAGUAGAAAGAAUAGGGUGUACAUCCGUGAUGUGGAUCCUGAAGUGUUUAAAGAAAUGAUGAGAUUCAUUUACACGGGAGGCACACCUCAUGUGGACAAGAUGGCAGAUAAAUUGUUGGCAGCAGCAGAUAAAUAUGCACUGGAAAGACUUAAAGUCAUGUGUGAAGAGUCUUUGUGCAAUAACCUCACAGUGGAGAAUGUUGCUGACGUUCUUAUUCUCGCAGAUUUGCACAGCGCUGAACAGCUGAAAGCACAAGCUAUAGACUUCAUUAACAGAUGCAGCGUUCUGGGCCAAUUGGGAUGCAAGGAUAGAAAAAAUUGCAAUAGCAACCAAACAAUGGACAUAAUGGAAACAGCUGGCUGGAAAUCCAUGAUCAAAUCCCAUCCGCACUUAGUAGCAGAGGCCUUUCGAGCUCUCGCUUCCGCACAGUGUCCUCCUUUUGGAAUUCCAAGAAAGCGGCUAAAACAGUCGUAAAAAAUUCCCUUUGGAUUUAUUGAACCUUAUAGACUUCACGACUCGGUGUUCAGAACUGAUUUACUAAACAAGCAGAUGAACAUGUACUUUUGUUUUGUUCUCCGCAUUCACUCUCCGGUUUUACUCACCCCAUAGAAGAAAAAUAAGUGUUUCUUAUCAAAUGGAAGCCACACUUUCACAUCUGACUGGUUGCCCUUGAAUUCACUGAAUGGCCUUAAAAUCUCCAAGUGUUCCGUUCUAAAUUGUCUUACCUAUGUCAAGAUUUUCUGACCGCCCACCACUUAUUUUUCUUAAAGGGGUUCUCCAUCCAAAACAUGUUCAUGCAUAAUGAAAGAAAAUACUAUUCUAAUUAACAUUCCAAUAAAGAUUAAUUACAUAUUUUUUCAGUGGUUUUAAAGCAUUGUUGCCUUUGCCUUUCUGUUCUCUGCACAAUUCUCACUCUUGAAACAAUGCAGCAGAAGUCAGCUGGGUAACGGUCCUGGAGCUAAACUGACUUCUUCUGCAAGAAUUCAAACCUGUAGUGUAGAGAAAGGAAAGGGACAGACCAAUACUGCUUCCAGGACCCUUCCUGUUCCAGCACGAUAAUGAUCCGUUUAUAAAGUAAGGUCCAUACAGAACUGGUCUGCAGAAAUGGGAGUGGAAGAACUUGACUGGCCUCCACAGAGCUCUGGCCUUAACCCAAUGUAACACAUUUGGUAAUGAACUAGAAUGGCAACUGUGACUUACCACCAAACCUCUUUGGUGUAAAUAAAGGCAAAUCUCACCAACAUUGUUUUAAGGUUUUCUAGUGGAAACCUCCCCAGAAGAGCAGAGAUGGUUACAGAAGCAAAAAGAGGAACAACUUCAUAUUAUUCCCCUUGGUAUUGGAAUGAGAUGCUGGACAGAUGGGUGUCUUGUAUUUUUAUAAAUCACUUUAAAACAUUUUUAAUCAAUUGACAUUGGAAAGUUACUUUGAUUGCAUUUUCUUUCAUUAUGCAGAAAAAAAACCCUUUUGAGUGGUCAUCCCUAUUAUAAAAACUGAGUUUUGUCAGUUACCAGGCUAUACUAGAUUGCUCUAACUCCAUAUUGAAAAAUAGGCUUCUCUAACACAUGGUGUUCUGUUCCUCAGUGAUUCUGUCAGGCUCAGGUGUACAUUUAAAGAGAACACUUAGUCAAAGAGAGAGAGAGAACAAUUUAAUUGCAAAAAAAAAAAAAGCCAAUGCCUAAGGCUCAUAGAACACUUAUUCUCCUCCUCAGCCUGAAAACCGCUUGUGGAGAUUUUCCUGGAUGUGCCAUGAGCUUGAAAGUCAAGUGCUGCCUAGUGCACAACCCAAAGCAGAUGUUCAAGUUUAAUGUCCCUCUGUUUUUAUUUUCAGUUUUGUAUAGUCUAAAUGCUGUUCUCCAAUAUUUCCAAUGCCCUUCUUUGACUUCAGCAUGAUCAGCCUUGGUCUUAAGGCUCAACUAGUAUAUGAUCUCUGGCCAAACAAUAUAAGCACUUUCAAAAAGAAAAAAAAAAACGUUAUUUGUUUGACCUAAAAUGUUUUUUAAAAAUGCAAAUGAGAUGGGCAGUAUGACGUAAAUACUAAAUGAUUAGGUUGGUAUAAAAGACCAGGGUUAGCAUUGCAUAUUUCAGUUGAAAGUUGUGCUAAAGAGUGAUAGCACUGACAAUAAUAUCAAGUUUCUCAGUUCAAGGCUAUAUUUGCAGGGUUGUUUUGGCACAAGAACAAGUUUAUUUUUUAAGAGCAUUUGACUCAUUUCUUUAGGUUGUGGCUAAACAACCUUAUUUUUCAAAUAGAAAUAUUGGGGGGUAUUUCAUUUUGGAAGAUACUGAAAUACUUCCUUAUUGACCCACAGCAACUAGUCAGCUGCUUAAAUAACCUUCACUGACCCUUAUAUGGCUGUAAGCAUAUAAAUUCAUACUACAACAUACUCAGUAUUUUAUUCAAUACAAGACGGUCAGAUAUAUUCUUUUUUCCUGCAGUCAUGGAAGAUAUCCAAUAGACAGCCAAAUGAACGCAUCAUAAAAUUCGAGUACAAUGAGAAUAUUUUCUAGUUAAAAUGCUUCUAUAAAGAAAAAGGGCAUAGAUAAAGGCAUGCAAGGUUUAGACCUGCCAGGCUUCUAACAACCCAUUGAAACACAGCUAUGAUUAAUAUUCUUGUGCUUUGGUUAGUUUUCCAUGUGGUUGGUUAUAGUAAGCAACCAUUCUUUUCUUUAAGACACAAAAGGAUUGAUUAUGAUUGAGAAUGUCUCGUUCUUUUUGAAAUUUAUUGGAUCCACUGAAAUUGUCCAUGGCCGACUUUGCAGUUGAUACCUUAGGGAAUGAUAUAUAACAAUUGAGGGGUGUAUCAGCCUUUGAAUUCAAUUAUAGUGUGUCAGUCCUUAGAUAGGUCAAGUUUAGGUUAUGUUCCCCAUUCCCACAGAAAUUACAGCUGAAAGUGAAUUUUCUUCCCUAAAUUAUAUAAAAGAUGACAGCAGAAAGCAAAGGUACUUAAAUUGCGUGAGAAGUAGAUUUGUAAUGUCUCUACGGGUUAUGGCAGGUGGGGGCUUAAUUGUAUGCGGGCAGCAAAGUGCCCAAAAAUAGCUUAAUGUAAACAGGAAUCGCCACAUGAUGUCAAGGUGUUUUUGGGUGCGUUGCAACUCGAGAAUGAGGUGACUUCUCACCAGCAUCAAAGUGCCCUGUCUAUCAUUGUCCUAAACCAGAUCUUAGUUGCCUAUUUAAACCAGGAAAUCUGAAUGCAAGCAAAAAAUGUUCCUCCUUGGAACAAUGUAGAAAAAAUAUAUGUUUGGGCUAAGAUACAGUUUACCCCAGGCUUUCUGUAGCACUGUAGCAGGAAUGUUUAAGUAAUGUCCUUCAUCAGGUCUCUGACAAGCAGAGCGUUCAGUGUUCUCCGUCUUCAUAACCGUUAACAUUGCUUAAAAAAAUGGAUUCAUGCUAGGUCGAAUUACAUUAGCGUCCCUUUAAGAAGACAUAUUUGGCCAAGUCAAAUGCAAAAGUCCCAAUUGUAGAUGUUAUGUUAAAAUGGUGCAUUAAAGUGGAAAUGACCUUGAAAAGCCAUGUCGAAAGCUACUAACCUUGCUGUAUCAAAUGUGAAAGUUUAAGCUUACCUUUAAUCUCUGGUUUCCGUUGCAACUCUUAAAAUCGCCUGCAUGUAAAAUUUCCAUCCUUCAUGGCUGAUUAGCAGUUAAUUUAGAUGCUGACUGAACUGCAUUAUGUGCAGUCAUGCAGUCUGCAUCUUAAUCAGUUGCCAAAGUAAGUGGAUCCCGUUAGCCGGUUUUACAGUGAUAGAGUGGAAACCACAUAUUAAUCAUUUGUAUUUAUUAUACUAAUAUGGUGACUGUUAUGCUCACAUUGGUAAAAGUCAGCAUCAUGUGAAUUGUAACGUACAUUUAUAUAUUCUUCCAAGUCUUUUCUGCAUUAAGGGAGACCUUAAGCCUAAAAAUGAAUAUGGCUAGAAAUGCUGUAUUUUAUAUACUGUUCCAGCAGAGAGAUUCAGCAACAUCACAGUAAUGAUCCAGGCAUUCAAAGUUAUCCACAAAAGGUCGCCAUCUUGGAUUGUGUUAGGCCAUCUUUUCAGUUACAGUGGCAUUGCACAUGCUCAUUGUGUUCUGGGCUACUAUUAAAGGAAAAGGGUUGAUCUCUGGGGGGUUGCCAGAUGUUAGGUAAUCACUAACCCGAUACCCCUGGUAACCCAAUCAACUACUACAGAAAUAAGUGAUUACAAUCACUGAGAUGUGCCAUUUGGCACCCCCCCCCCCAGUGAAUGUGACUUUCCUUCUCCUUUAAGAAGAUAAGCUUAGAGGUUGUCUAAAACGAUGAAGCAGAAAAUUAGUUUACAGCCGUCAUAGAAGCUGGUGCUGCAGGGCUGAUUAUUAAUUCUGAUGGUUUCUAAACUGUGACUGAAUUAAUUACUAAUUUGCAAUGACUUUUAUAUAACAACUUGUGAAUUAGUCCCUUAGCUCAGGUAAAUGAGCUACUGGAUGCGUCUUCAGCAGCUCAGAUCUCCUGUGCCAAUGGGCUGCAGUUGCUUUGAUACGCAUUAGUUGCAAUGUGCUGGAGAAAGGGUUAACGCACUGCUUAAGAAUAAAAACAAUUGUACAUAGAAAUAGAUCCAGAGUUCUGUGUCUCCUAGUUACCAGGGACUUCAAAUGUAUGCAAUUAAAGGCCAUCAGUUUGAAAUUGAGUUCUUACCUAAGAGACAAAGUGCAGAUAUCAACACAUAGGGGUAUAUUUAUCAAAGAGUGAAGUUAGAGAUCACCCCAGUCCUCUAGAGUGAAAUUCCGCCACUCUCCAUUCUUUUGUAUGGGAGUUUUGAAAGGUGUAUUUAUCAAAGGAUUAACUUUCACCCAUUGAUAAAUACUCUUUUAAAAAUCCCAUAGAAAUGAAUAGAGAGUGGCAGAAGUUCACACUUUGAUAAAUAUACCCCAUUGACAGGACUGACCCCCCCCCAGUUUUUCUUUUUGGGGUUGUAUCCCAUUCCAAUCCUUAUCAGAACAUGUUGUUUUCCCUCUAAUUGGUUCAUUUUGGAAGCACUACGAGGGAUUUCUGAAUUAUGUGUGACAGUUGCAAUAUAUUCAUGUGGCAAACCUGUAUUUGGCUUUGGCCAGAUUAUAGUGGAACAUUAUACCUUGUUAUAAAGGUGCAUUAGAAGCUCCAUAUGUCAAAUUGCACAGAGCCUGCUAUAAGAAAUAUGCCGAGAGAAAAUCCAUUUCAGGUUGAUUGAAUAUACUUGAAAUAUGGAAGUUUAAUAAAUAUAUAUAUAUAUAUAUUUUCAGUGUCUGUUAUUUUCAAGUUUAAAACAAACAUUUUGUACCAAAAAAAAUGUCAAACACUGUGCUACUAUGUAAGUUAAUGUAAAAUUGUUAAUCAGUUUGGCUGCGUUACCAAGAUGCUUGUGGCUUAAAAUGUUAUUUUAUGGUCAAUGAUAUUUUAAGUCUUCUGUUGGCUGUUUGAGAAAUUUAAAAACAUUGUUGUCUUUCGA